This is a messenger RNA of Funneliformis mosseae, 408 nucleotides long. Lineage: Eukaryota; Fungi; Glomeromycota; Glomeromycetes; Glomerales; Glomeraceae. The record is from the annotation of a GenBank genome assembly.
AUGAGCAUAUCGGUUGAUCCCAAAAUAUUUGAAAGACAUCAGCGAGAAAUAGAUCAGUUUCGUAUCAUUAUUUCUAGAUCUCAGGAUUCUUCUCAAUUAAAGAGUAUUAAGAGCAAAACGGUUGAUGUAAGAACAUCAUCAUCAAAAAAAAGAAAAAAGCAAAAAGUUAGAUCAGAAAAAGUUGGACAAGCUGAAGAAAAUCAAACUUUACUAAAUAGUUAUUCUUUUGAUGAUAAACCAAAUCCAACAACUGAUCAGGAGCUGAUUGAUAAUGUUGAACACGAAUUAGCUCUAACUGAAAAAGAUAGUGAAGAAGAUAGUGAAGAAGAUUUUGAUGUAACGAUUGAUAAGGAUUCUACUGAAGAUGACGGUCAGAGCUUGAACGAAGAUGAGAUUUCAUUUAAAUGA